Messenger RNA from Apiotrichum porosum, 1245 nucleotides. RefSeq lists its product as uncharacterized. Bases 1 to 1245 code for a protein of 414 amino acids. NCBI's taxonomy places the organism in Eukaryota, Fungi, Basidiomycota, Tremellomycetes, Trichosporonales, Trichosporonaceae. The transcript has a single exon. The record is from RefSeq and is a predicted model, not a curated record.
AUGGACGACGGUCCGCGCCGCACAGGCAUCGGCUUCUUCCCAGAAGCAGUAGUCAUCCGUGCAGGCCCGUCGCGUCCACAGCCUGCUCCUUAUGACGCAGACGACGGCGAGUAUCCCACUCCUUACUCGGUGAACACCAACGCCUCCGCUGGCCCGUCUCGACCACCUCCUCCUCGGCUUACGCAGGGCCGCGACUCGUGGUCCCUCUGGAAGGACUGGCACACAAAUCCUUCUGGCCAUGGCGGCAGGCGUGGACCUCCAGUAUUCGUGCCUGCUACUCAGACGUACGACGAGCUGGGACGCAGUGUGCUGGACGGGUUUGGCGUUGAUGUCGACGCGGGCGAGGUGGAGAAGAAAGAUGAGGGGGAGAGGCAGGAGGCUGGUGGCGUGGCGGAUUGGUAUCGCUCCUUGUCGGCUGGCAAGUCCAAAACCGAGGUCAAGCCAAUAACGGCGCCGACUGUGCCUUCACCACCACAACCCACGGCCAGCACAAUUGUUACGACAACCUCAUCAACAACUCAAACACCUGCGCCACUGCGUGUCCCCAGAUCUGAAUGGUUCAUCCGACGAGCCCUGGCCAACAGCGCCUCUGCUUCCUCGUCAACACCAACUUCCCGCCCCUCCACACCGUCCUCCAUCGGCUCGAUGCUGGGUAACAUUGACACUGCAAACCCCAAGGUAGCACCAGCCCCUCGAGUCCGAUACGCCCUGGGUCCCGACAACGUGGGAUACACCCGCCUUGAAGCCCUUGGAUGGGGCGGCGGUGGCCUGGGACGGCCAGAGGGAUGGGAAGAGAGGGAAGCGGAAGUGAAGCGCGAACGGGACGAGACACCGACUCGUCCUCGCCCUCGGUCGCCACCCAACUCGAGUGGAUCUGGCUCGGCGACGCCGAUAGACCUCACGGGGGAUACCGACUCGGACUCUGACUCGCCCUCCGGUGCCAUCUCCAUCCCAGUCUCCGACGACGACGAUGACGACGACAACGCACCCCGCGGUCCGGGACGCACCGCCCCCAUCGCCACGGCCCUCAAGCUCGACCGUCUGGGCCUGGGCCGCUCGCGCGCCGAGAAGAAAGUCACCCAUACAGCCGCGGAGAUUGCCAGUGCCCAGCGGAGAGCACGGGGCGUGAAACCCAACAAGCCCGGCGAAGCGGUGGGCAAAAAGCCAAAAGUGAAAUGGGCUGAGAAGGAGAGGCGAGAGAGGGAGGAGAGGAAGCGCAUUGCUGCCACGCUCAAUGCGUGGUGA